AUGGCGCGGCUCCUGAGACUCUGCACUUGGCUGCUGGCGCUCAGCUCUGGGCUCCUGGCGGCUGUGCGGGCGGAAUGCAGUCAGGACUGCGCGUCGUGCAGCUACCGCCUGGCGCGCCCGGCCGACAUCAACCCUCUGGCUUGCACACUGGAAUGUGAAGGAAAACUGCCUUCUUUGAAAACCUGGGAAGCCUGCAAGGAGCUGCUGCAGCUGUCCAAGCUGGAGCUUUCUCAAGAUGGCACCAACACCCUCCAAGAGAAUGGCAAACAGGAGGAGAGCCAUUUGCUAGCCAAGAAGUAUGGGGGUUUCAUGAAGAGGUAUGGAGGCUUCAUGAAGAAAAUGGAUGAGUUUUAUCCCUUGGAGCCUGAGGAAGCGGCAAAUGAAGGGGAAACCCUUGCCAAGAGAUAUGGGGGCUUCAUGAAGAAGGAUGCCGAGGAGGACACCUUGGCCAACUCCUCGGAUCUGCUGAGAGAGCUGCUGGGAACAGGGGACAGAGGAGAGGGUGGCCCCCACCACGAGGGCAGUGACAAUGACAAAGAAGUGAGCAAGAGAUACGGGGGCUUCAUGAGAGGCCUAAAAAGAAGCCCCCAACUGGAAGACGAGGCCAAAGAGCUGCAGAAGCGAUAUGGCGGCUUCAUGAGAAGGGUGGGCCGCCCUGAGUGGUGGAUGGACUACCAGAAAAGGUACGGGGGCUUCCUGAAGCGCUUUGCAGAUUCUCUGCCCUCUGACGAAGAAAGCAAGAGUUAUUCAAAAGAAGUUCCCGAAAUGGAAAAACGAUAUGGAGGGUUUAUGAGAUUUUAG
Messenger RNA from Trichechus manatus latirostris (Florida manatee), 801 nucleotides. It is a transcript of the gene PENK, whose product is annotated as proenkephalin. The transcript is spliced from 2 exons. Gene Ontology annotation, cellular component: plasma membrane; neuronal cell body; dendrite. Gene Ontology annotation, biological process: chemical synaptic transmission; sensory perception; neuropeptide signaling pathway. Gene Ontology annotation, molecular function: opioid receptor binding. Lineage: Eukaryota; Metazoa; Chordata; Mammalia; Sirenia; Trichechidae. The record is from RefSeq and is a predicted model, not a curated record. The coding region runs from base 1 to 801 and encodes 266 amino acids.